UGCGAAUACUCGUUGUUUUGCUGUCAAACACAAGUAACGAGUUUUAAAUAUUUUUUUUACAUAACGAGUACUCGAAAAAAUGGAAUAUCAGCCGUAUUAGAACCGGCCGUGCAAUUUUUCAUUAAUUUCUCCAAAUAAAAUCAAAAUUUAUUUAAUAAAUUGUGUUUAAAAGUGUAAUUUAAAAACUAAAGAACAACUACAACCAAAAAUUAACAAGAAAAUACCAUAAAUAUUGGGAAAAAUUCCAAAGAAAACUUUUACAAAAUGAAACUUUUUUGCGACUUGCGUGGAAAAAACGGGAAAAAGAAAACGUAAAGCCAUAGGAAAAAACAUAUAAUAAAUCAAAGUGAAAAUUUUUUAACAUACAAUUAAGAAAAAAAAAAGAAAAUUUCGUUUUAAUAAAGAAAAUCUUAAGAAUUAAAAGAUCUUCAAAGAAAACUUUUGAGACAACUAGUAUAUGUGUCUGGACGGAAAGAAGUAUAUGUGUCUGGACGGAAACAGAAAACUUAAUUAAAACUUUAUGCAGUUUUUUAUGGGCCAAUUAAUUUGUUGAGCUGGAAAUAGAUGUUAGCUGUUGGUGGACGUUUUUGAUGUUUUAAUAUCGUCGUCUGGCAAAAAGGAAAUACACAUUUUUUUAUUUUCAAGCCACAAAUGUUUGGUAUUCAAGCAAAAUAUGUUUGCAAAAAAUGCCCAGAAAUGCUGCAAAGAAAACGAAUAAAAAUGCUAAAAAACGUCUUCCAGUUUUAAUCAAGUUAACAAAUAUAAAUAUAAACAAUAAUAAAAAGAAAAAGGUGAAUAGUAACAAAAAUAAAAGCAACAACAGCAGCAGCAGCAACAACAAUAAAAGUAGAAUUAACAAUAAUAAUAAUACAACUGCUAUAAAUGAAAUAAAAUACAAAAAGAAACGAAAAAUUAUUGAAACUAAGAAAGUGAUUGUUAACGCAACUUUUACUACAAAAUCUGAUACAACAAAUCAAAUAGAUAAUUGUGAUGCUAAUAGCAUCAAAACAACUCCAGUUAUCAGGAAAAACUCACAAGAGUCUACAGCAGAUUCCACUAAAACAUUUCAAACUCAACAAGAAAGUAUUUUAAAAUAUUUUGUCAAAAGUCAGCAAAAUUUUACCGAAGAAAAAAUUAAAGAGGCAACAGCAUUAAAUAUUGAAAAUGUUAUUAAAAACGAAAAUAAUUUUAAUAUUUGUAAAAUAGCUAGUUGUGAAGAUUUAAUAUCAAAAACAGAACUAGACAUUUCAACCGAAUUAGUUAUUACCCCAUUAACGUCUCCUAAUACUUCGCUAUCAUCUUUAUAUCCCAUUGUUAUUGAAACAUCAGAAAGUUUUCAACAUGAUGAUAAAGAUAAAGAACAGAAACAACAACAGAAACAUUCACUAGUAGAAGAAAACAAUUUAAAUAGCAAGAAAAAGAAAUUACAUUCCAUUUGCAAUUGCAGCAAGUAUAACAAUAAUAAUAUUAGUACAUGUUGUCAUACUGCAGUUGACACUUUAAAACAACACAAGUCACAAAAUAAUACAAAUAAUACAACAAUAACAACAACAGCUAAACGUAAUAACAAUAAACAAAAACCAAGUGUAGCAACAUCUUCAGAAACAUUAACAAAUCAAAGUCAAGAGGUUAAAGCUCGUUUGGCAACACUAAGAACUCGUAAAAAAGUUUUAACACAGCAACAACAGGAACAAAAAGGACAAAAGAUUGGUAGUGGCUUAGCUGUCACAGCAGGAGCAUUAGGAUCAUCACCAUCAUCAGAGCCAACUACUGAAAAAACCAGCGAAAGUAGUGAGGAAAAAGAUUUAAACAGUCCUCAGCUGGGAAAAUAUUUGAUAAAGAAAGUUUCUCCCGUUCUUGAUGAUGCAACCUUAAAUCUAAUCGAAACCUUGAGCGAAGAAGUUAAGAAACCCAAUAAUAAACGUAAACGUAAUAACACACAGGCGAUACUCUUAGGACUUGCGACACUACAUCAACCCAGACCCAAACGUAUAGCAGCUAAUCCAACUACACAAACACAAAUACCUGCUGUUGCAGGCGUACAAACGUCUACAAACGCUGUUGUAGAUAACAACAACAGCAAUAGAAACGAACAAAAAAAUACAACGGCUGGUAAUUUCCUUAAACCAUUGCCAAUCGAAGCAACAAAUACGAAUUCGAAGAAAAGAGCGCGUAUAAUGUCGCUAUAUGAGCGUCCAUUUCAAGCCACCAACGAUGGUCGCGGUGGUGGCGGAGGCGGUAGUAUUGUGGGCAAUGGUUAUAUGACUUCAAGUCGAUCGAGUGCCAGCAGUGGUGGUGCAAUGGUUAUGAAUGAUACCGGUGAUACACAAGAAAUGGCAAAUCAAUAUUAUCUAUCUGGUAGCAGUGGUUCUGUUAUUGCAGGCAAUUCGAAUCCUUCGUUGGUGGGUAAUGGCAGUGCCAUUAAUCAUGCACCCACCAUGGGUACACUGUGUAAUAUUGGCAACACUUGCUAUUUGAAUUCCGUGGUAUACACUCUGCGUUUUGCGCCACAAUUCUUGCACAAUCUUCAUCACUUGCUAGCAGAUUUAAAUGCUCUGCAACAGAAUAUAGCGAGAGCACGAUCAAAAUCGUCUUCCUUGGGUCGCGGCAUUAGUGCAGUGCACAUGGAGAAUGCACGCAGUUGGAGUAGCAAAGAUUUAGCCUCCAUGGAACAGUAUAAUAGUGGUUCAGGAACCGCAGUCCCUAGCUCAGGGACAAACAAUUCUUCUGCCCUAACACAAGUUACUCAAAAGAGUUGUCAUCAGCUGUUGACCGAAAAACUGCAUGAACUCUAUCAGAGUUUGCAUCGCAAUGAGAUCAAUGAAUCGACCGAACCUCAUCAUGCCGAUACUCUAUUGCAUGCCAUACAAGAUGUUAGCAGUAUAUUCGAGGGUAAUCAACAACAAGAUGCACAUGAGUUUCUAAUGUGUCUAUUGAAUAGUAUAAGAGAAACAAGUCAAACCUUAAUCAAAGCCAUAGCUGAGUGUCCGGAUGUGAUAAUGAAUGGAUACAUUUCCAACCCUGAUGAAGUUGAACGUGAUUUAAUGAAAAACCAUACUACUGUUGCUGGCAGUGGUGUUGGUAGUGGCGUCGCAGUUGGCACUAGCAAUAGUAAUAAUAGUAAUAGUUUAGCCUCAGCGAGUUCAAAAACUUCCUCCUUCUUUUCACGCAAAUCAAAGCGAAAAGAUGAAAGUAAAAAUUCCAAAAACUCCCGCCUUCAAUCGCCUCUUAAAGAUGCCCUCAUGUCUGGUGGCAAUACACAGAUCACGAGCACAUCAAAUAGUCUUUUCUACCUAAAUACAAAUGAUCUCAAUACGGCAUCGACUUCGACUGCCGCCUCAGCAUCAGCUGGAGCGUCGUCAAUUGGCGGUGGCAGCAACUCGCUAACCUCACCUUCAAAUUCUACUGCUCUUGUGGCGGGCAGUGCGGUGGCGUUAGAUGAAACAGAUGCACCCACGGCUGUGGCCUUAAUACUAAAGGAUAAACAACGUUUGGAGGGUAAGAUUAGAGAAUUGGGUUUGGAUUUCUUUAACGAGGACUUUGAGGGUAUAACGGUGUCGACCACCAAGUGUUUGAGCUGUGAAACGAUAACGGAACAAAAGGAAACGAUGAUUGAUAUUGCUGUACCUGUACCCCAAGCGGGUUACGAAAGCAACGAAUUUAUGGAUAGACCAUCAUCAUUUAUACAGAACUCCUGCAUUACCCGCGAAUAUUUUCGCAAUGAAAACAAAUAUCGCUGUGAACAAUGCUGUGGCUAUACCGAGGCCAUACGUUCAAUAUCUUACGAAGUCUUGCCACGUCUUUUGAUCAUACAAUUGAGCCGUUUUAGCGGUGGCAUGGAAAAGAUAAACAGUUACAUUCCAACAUCAUUUACCCUGCAAUGUUUCUGUUCCAAAUGCUGUGAACUAAGUGAUGCCAAUAAAUUACACAUUUAUAAAUUAUACAGUGUGAUAACGCAUGUGGGCGCUACUAUGUCGGUGGGUCAUUACAUUGCCUACACCUGUUCGCUGGAUUGGGCCAACGAAUAUAUCAAUUGUCCCAAAGAGCAACGAAGAAGAGCUAGUCAAGAACGUAAUCUAGGAGCAGCGGCGGGUAAUAGCACUAGUACCGCUAAUAGUUCGCAAUCAUCAGCGACCUCCUCUGGGUUGGGUUCAUCGAGUACGGGAUUUAUGAAAAUGAAGAUGAAAUUCGGACGCAGUAAGGCUUCCAGUUCGGGAGAUAUGAGUAAAAAUGUUAAACAAUUAAAUGGUUUAAAUAGCAGCAGUAAAGCCAUUACAAAUGGCAUAGGAAAAUUAUCCAUGAAUAAUUCGGGAGCGGCUGGUGUGGGAGGCGCAGCAACACCCCAGUGUCCGGUCACUUGUCAAAGUAUUAACUGUUGUGCCAUGCGCCUUUCAGCACAACAACAAUUGCAAUACCAGUCAGCCAACAAUAGUACUAGUGAUUUCAGUGAAGAAUCUUCCCAAUAUUCCAACGGUUCCGGCUAUAAUACCCCAGCUAACUACAACAACAACAUACAUCAUAACUACACAACAUCGGCUAAUACCUCGGGUUACGGCAGUACGGGUAGAGGUUCAACAAAAGCCUCUUAUGCAACAACGCAAAACAAUUGCAGUGAACCCAUCUGGUAUAUGUGUGACGAUGAUAAAAUCAAAGCCAUGACACAAAGAGAAUUUGAAGAAUUAUUAUCACCGGCUCGUAAAAUAACUAUAACUCCCUAUUUACUCUUCUAUGCCCGUUACAAUCUACAAUCCACACCACCUAAAUCGGCAACGGCAUCUACAUCCUCACCGGGUCCCGUAACAUCAUCGCCACAGACCUCCUGGUCAAAUGAAAGUCUACAGAGUAGUGGUCAUAGUGCCCAUAGUUCGGGUAUACGUAUGUGAGAUUUAACGGGAGCAGAGAUAACAGCAACAACUAAAAGUAAGCAUAAGAGCAAUACAAGUUAUAGUAAUAAUAUUAAUCUUAAAAAUAAUAAUUAUAAUAAUAACAACAACAACAUUUACAAUAGUAGUGGUAGUAAUAAUACUAAUAAUAUUAUUAAUAACAAUAAUAAUAGUAAUUGUAAUAAUAAAAGCCUGACUAAAUGCAAUUGUAAAGAACAGGUUAUAUAAGUUAAACUUAAUU
Lucilia cuprina (Australian sheep blowfly) is the source of this 5124-nucleotide messenger RNA. RefSeq names its product probable serine/threonine-protein kinase DDB_G0282963 (gene Usp1). The transcript is spliced from 5 exons. The record is from RefSeq and is a predicted model, not a curated record. NCBI's taxonomy places the organism in Eukaryota, Metazoa, Arthropoda, Insecta, Diptera, Calliphoridae. Gene Ontology annotation, cellular component: nucleus; cytosol. Bases 687 to 4883 code for a protein of 1398 amino acids. Gene Ontology annotation, molecular function: cysteine-type deubiquitinase activity; cysteine-type endopeptidase activity. Gene Ontology annotation, biological process: protein deubiquitination.